CCGGUAUAGGAUCCGGUUUAAGUGAAAGUAGCGAAGAAGUUUCGUGAGCUGUCGGGUCUGUCUUCUGGCGAAAGAGGGAGAAAGAGUUGGAACCCCUCCCUCCCUCCCUCAGAUCUCUCUCAUUUUUGUUUUUCGAAAAAAUCAUCCGCUCCAUCAUCAGCAACUCCUGUCCUGUGCGAGCGAUCGAUUCUAUUUCUUUGGUUUAUUCUCAUCGGAAAUAGGGAUAUAUUAUCAGAGGUGCUGGUGUUUUUGAGGGGGAGAAUUCGCGAUGGAGACGGACAAUGGGAAGGGGUUGAUACUAGCAGUGGCCUCUAGUGUUUUCAUUGGCUCCAGCUUCAUCUUGAAGAAGAAAGGUCUCAAGCGUGCUGCUUCCAAUGGCACCCGCGCUGGGUAUGGAGGUUAUACUUACUUGUUAGAGCCUCUUUGGUGGGCUGGCAUGGUCACCAUGAUUGUUGGAGAAGCUGCAAACUUUGUUGCCUACAUUUAUGCUCCCGCUGUUCUCGUCACUCCUCUUGGUGCACUAAGUAUUAUCAUCAGUGCUAUUUUGGCACAUUUCCUGUUAAAAGAAAAACUCAAGAAAAUGGGGGUUCUUGGAUGUGUUUCCUGCAUCGUCGGCUCCGUUGUUAUUGUCAUUCACGCCCCUAAGGAGCAGACUCCUAACUCCGUCCAAGAGAUUUGGACUCUCGCUACUCAGCCAGCUUUUCUAGUUUACGUAGCCAUAACCAUCUCCAUUGUCCUCGCUCUAAUUCUUCACUUUGAACCUCUCUGCGGCCAAUCCAACAUCCUCGUUUACAUCGGUAUCUGUUCCUUAAUGGGUGCUCUCACUGUUAUGAGCAUCAAGGCUAUUGGAAUUGCCAUUAAGUUAACUAUGGAGGGAGUCAGCCAGAUCGGGUAUCCCCAGACUUGGCUUUUUCUCAUCGUUGCCCUCUCCUGUGUCGUUACUCAAUUGAUUUAUCUCAACAAGGCUUUAGACACAUUCAAUGCAGCAAUUGUUUCUCCUGUCUACUAUGUAAUGUUCACAACCCUCACAAUUGUUGCUAGUGCCAUCAUGUUCAAGGAUUGGUCUGGGCAAGAUGCAGCUAGCGUAGCCUCUGAGAUAUGUGGAUUCAUCACUGUGCUCACAGGCACAAUGAUACUUCAUGGUACCAAGGAAGAGGAACAACAAGCUUCUUCAGGCAAUGUAGAUUUGAUAUUUGGGUCUUCAGAAUCAGUAAGAUGGUACGAGUCAAGAAAGAGCAUGAACGAAGAACACCUGAUAAGCCUGUACAGCCCUGAAUACUAGGAACAAGUUGCCAGUCUCUAGACUCCCAAAUAUAGAUUUGAUAUGUGGCUAGAGGAAGAAGUCUCGUGGACUGAUCAUGAUGUGUGGUAGCUUUGUCUUGUUUUUGUGGUCGUCUCUUCUCUUCUCUGUACAGACAAAAAUUUGUCUAAUUGAACGGAACACAUUCUUUAGUUUUGAGCUGUGUAUCAAUUCUAAGUAUACACACAGACAGACACAGUACAGGUCCUUCGUUGUAUUCUCUUACUAUGGACUCGUGUCCCAAUAUAUAUGUAUCUUCAUUUUUCUAGGAUAAAAGAUGUUUCCUUUUAUUGUACUGGAAUUGAAAGAAACAAAAAGUUGAAAGUUUUUAUCAGA
Molecule: messenger RNA, 1636 nt
Organism: Eruca vesicaria subsp. sativa (arugula)
Lineage: Eukaryota; Viridiplantae; Streptophyta; Magnoliopsida; Brassicales; Brassicaceae
Source: the annotation of a GenBank genome assembly